Messenger RNA from Sinocyclocheilus grahami, 5335 nucleotides. RefSeq names its product transient receptor potential cation channel subfamily M member 7-like. The transcript is spliced from 39 exons. Gene Ontology annotation, biological process: calcium ion transport; protein phosphorylation; protein tetramerization. Gene Ontology annotation, molecular function: calcium channel activity; protein serine/threonine kinase activity; ATP binding. The record is from RefSeq and is a predicted model, not a curated record. Gene Ontology annotation, cellular component: plasma membrane. NCBI's taxonomy places the organism in Eukaryota, Metazoa, Chordata, Actinopteri, Cypriniformes, Cyprinidae.
UGUGACGCGUCGCGCUCUGAGUCAGUGGGGGGCAGGGCUCAAACCGCCUCCGUCACGCUGCGUCAGUCCAGAGUCGCACAAUUAUGAAAAUUCCACCUUCUGCUGGAGCUGCAGCGGACGCACACGACUCCCUCCGCCGCCACCGGGCUCUCCUUCCGCGGCUCACCGAGCAGCACGGCGCCGAUAGAUGGCUAGACGCCCCGGAUCAGCGCGUCGCGACUCUGAACGGUGAAGAGAAUGUCCCAGAAGUCCUGGAUCGAACACAGUUUCACCAAGAGGGAAUGUGUCUAUAUACUGCCCGUGUCAAAAGACCCGCACAGAUGCCUCCCAGGAUGCCAAAUCUGUCAGCAGCUCGUGCGAUGCUGCUGCGGGCGUCUGGUUCGGCAGCACGUGGGCUUCACCGCCACACUGGCAGUGAAAUACUCAGACGUGCGUCUCACCGAGGGAGUGCUGUCCGAUCUGGAGCAGUGGUCAGUGGAGAAGCACACGGAGGAGAGUCCCACUGACGCUUAUGGAGUCAUCAACUUCCAGGGAGGAUCCCAUUCAUACAGAGCCAAGUAUGUGCGUCUCUCCUAUGACUCCCGUCCGGAGGCCAUCCUGAGGCUCAUGCUGAAGGAAUGGCAGAUGGAGCUGCCAAAGAUCGUCAUCAGCGUUCACGGGGGAAUCCAGAACUUCGACCUGCAUCCGCGGAUCAAACAGGUGGUGGGAAAAGGACUGAUCAAAGCUGCUGUCACCACCGGGGCCUGGAUCCUGACCGGAGGGGUCAACACAGGUGUGGCCAAACAUGUGGGUGACGCUCUGAAGGAACAUAUGUCCAGAUCGGCUCGGAAAAUCUGUACGGUGGGAAUCGCACCCUGGGGAGUGAUCGAAAACAGGAACGACCUCAUCGGAAGAGACGUUGUAGCGCCGUACCAAACCCUGCUGAAUCCUCUCAGUAAACUCAACGUGCUGAACAACUUCCACUCUCAUUUCGUCCUGGUGGAUGAUGGGACAGUCGGGAAAUAUGGAGCUGAAGUCAAACUCAGGAGAGAGCUGGAGAAACACAUUAACCUUCAGAGAAUCCACGCCCGCAUUGGUCAGGGCGUCCCGGUCGUGGCACUGAUCUUUGAAGGAGGUCCAAACGUGAUCCUGACGGUGCUGGAGUAUCUUCAGGAGAGCCCGCCGGUGCCGGUGGUGGUGUGUGAGGGAACCGGACGCGCGGCUGAUAUACUGGCAUACGUACACAAGCAGACUGAGCAGGACGGAGCGCUGCCUGAUGGUGUUGAGGCCGACAUCAUUGCGACAAUCAAGAAAACAUUCAACUUCAGCCAGAGCGACGCACUGCAUCUCUUCCAGACGCUGAUGGAGUGCAUGAAGAACAAAGAGCUGAUCACAGUGUUUCCUGUGGGCUCGGAGGACCAUCAGGACAUCGAUGUGGCCAUCCUGAAGGCUCUGCUCAAAGGCACGAACGCGUCGGCCUUCGAUCAGCUGGUCCUGACGCUGGCAUGGGAUCGGGUGGAUAUCGCUAAAGAUCACGUGUUUGUUUACGGACAACAGCUGCUGGUGGGCUCCCUCGAGCAGGCGAUGUUGGAUGCGUUGGUGAUGGACCGUGUGGAGUUUGUUAAGCUCCUGAUAGAGAAUGGUGUCAGUAUGCACCGGUUCCUCACAAUCACACGUCUGGAGGAGCUGUACAACACGAAACAAACUCCGACGAAUCCGACGCUCUAUCACCUGGUGAGGGACGUCAAACAGGGUAACCUCCCGCCCAACUAUAAGAUCACGCUGAUCGACGUGGGGCUGGUGAUCGAGUAUCUGAUGGGAGGAACUUACAGGUGCAACUACACACGCAAACGCUUCCGCAUCAUCUACAACAACCUGCACGGGAACAGCCGGCGGUCAGGUCGACACACGGCCGGCAGCUCACAUGAGUCCUUCAGCAUUCAAGCAGAUAAAAAAGAGAAGACGCGACACAAUCACUUCAUCAACACGGCGCAGCCCUACAAACCCAGGCUGGACUCUGUCUCCGAGCAGCAGAAGAAGAAGAGUAAGGAGGAGGUGGUGGACAUCGACGAUCCGGAGACGCGCAGGUUCCCGUACCCCUUCAACGAGCUGCUGGUGUGGGCCGUGCUGAUGAAGCGGCAGAAGAUGUCUCUGUUCUUCUGGCAGCAUGGCGAGGAGUCCAUGGCCAAAGCUCUGGUGGCCUGCAAACUGCUGCGCUCCAUGGGAUACGAGGCCAAGAAGAGCGACGUGGUGGACGACACCUCCGAGGAGCUGAAGGAGUAUUCCAAUGAGUUCGGCACGCUGGCGGUGGAUCUGCUGGAGCAGUCGUUCAGGCAGGACGAGACGAUGGCCAUGAAGCUGCUGACGUACGAGCUGAAGAACUGGAGCAACUCCACCUGUCUGAAGCUGGCGGUGUCGUCGCGCCUCCGGCCGUUCGUGGCUCACACCUGCACACAGAUGCUGCUCUCCGACAUGUGGAUGGGUCGCCUCAACAUGCGCAAGAACUCCUGGUACAAGGUGAUCCUGAGCAUCCUGGUUCCUCCUGCCAUCCUCCUGCUGGAGUACAAGACCAAAGCGGAGAUGUCCCACAUUCCCCAGUCGCAGGACGCUCAUCAGAGCAUGGAGGACAGCGAGCACAACCUGCAGAAGCCUGACGACAUCCCCAUGGAUGUGUUUAAGGAAGCCCGUCCCAAUGAGAACGCGGAUGUGAAGAAUGAGACGGAGGUGCACGUGCGUUCCCGCCGGUUACCCAUCACACGCAAGUUCUACGCCUUCUACCACGCGCCGAUCGUCAAGUUCUGGUUCAACACGGUACGUGCGGCUCCUUUCUCACGCUGCGUGAGUGUGUGUAGCGACGUGGUGGACGACACCUCCGAGGAGCUGAAGGAGUAUUCCAAUGAGUUCGGCACGCUGGCGGUGGAUCUGCUGGAGCAGUCGUUCAGGCAGGACGAGACGAUGGCCAUGAAGCUGCUGACGUACGAGCUGAAGAACUGGAGCAACUCCACCUGUCUGAAGCUGGCGGUGUCGUCGCGCCUCCGGCCGUUCGUGGCUCACACCUGCACACAGAUGCUGCUCUCCGACAUGUGGAUGGGUCGCCUCAACAUGCGCAAGAACUCCUGGUACAAGGUGAUCCUGAGCAUCCUGGUUCCUCCUGCCAUCCUCCUGCUGGAGUACAAGACCAAAGCGGAGAUGUCCCACAUUCCCCAGUCGCAGGACGCUCAUCAGAGCAUGGAGGACAUACAUCAUAUCGUGUACUGUCUGAACAUCAUCUUCUGGUACGUGCGGCUGCUGGAUAUCCUGGCGGUCAAUCAGCAGGCUGGACCCUACGUCAUGAUGAUCGGGAAGAUGGUGAGAGCCCGGCAGAGCUGGAUCGUGCCGUUUCUCCGCAGUAACGUCUACAUGCAGGUGAAGUCCAUAUCCAACCUGGUGUGGAAAUACCAGCGCUAUCACUUCAUCAUGGCGUACCACGACAAGCCGGUGCUUCCGCCGCCGCUGAUUCUGCUCAGCCACGCCGCGUCCGUGCUGUCCUCCAUCUGCAGGAAGAGGAAGAAGGACAGCAGCGCCUACGGACCAAAGCUCUUCCUGACCGAGGAGGACCAGAAGAAGCUGCACGACUUCGAGGAGCAGUGCGUGGAGACGUACUUCCACGAGAAAGACGAUCAGUUUCACUCUGGGAGUGAAGAGAGAAUCAGACUCACGUCCGACAGGGUGGAAACGAUGUGUGUGCAGCUGAAGGAGGUCGGAAACAAGGUGAACUUCAUCAAGCGCUCUCUGCACACGCUGGAUUCUCAAAUCGGACACCUGCAGGAUCUGUCGGCGCUCACGGUGGACACGCUAAAGGCGCUGACCGCGCAGCGAGCGUCCGAGGCUAGCAAAGUACACAACCAGAUCACACGCGAGCUCAGCGUCUCCAAGAACCUGGGGCCCGAUGUGACGGGGCACUCGAAGUCGAGCGCGCUGGUGCGGUGCAGCGUGGGAUUCCUGCCUCCCGCCGCCAGCAUAGCAGAGUCUCUGUUUGGGGGCGGAGCUGGAGGCGGAGCCGAGGAGCGGCAGGGGGCGGAGCUUCCUCUGAGCCACGAGGCUGGAUCGAGGUCGGAUCCGGCUCCAGCCACGUUCUUCGUCAGCACGCCGUCACAGCUCAUGGACUCGCACACACAUACGGAGCCGGCGCACGCCGCGGAGGAGUUCGGGGCCUUCGUGGGUCACAAGGAUGAUCCUGAGGGUCAGAGGUCGUUCCCUGAAGAGGUUGCUGUGAGCAGCCAGCAGUCGAGUCCCUCCAGAAAGGCUCGGGAUGCGGCGGCGGCAGCGCAGGGUCACAUGCGGACGGUGAACUCAUACGCCGGCUUCACCGAGUUCGACAGAAACCCUUCGUUCCUGCGUCCAGAGUCCACGCUCGGUAAGCAGGAGAGGACGCGUGUGUCGCUGGAGGACGUCUCUCGUUAUGAGGAUCUGCUGCUGGGGAAAUCAGCUCAGUCCAGCAGACUGAGUCCAGGAGAUGACAUCUCAAACACUGCAGGUCUGUAUGCAGGGCGACACACACACCUGGGGCCGCGUAAGGACUCGAUCGGUUCUCCGUUCAAGCCCAUGGAGAGUUAUCAGUAUUCAGCGGUGGAGCGUAAUAACCUGAUGCGGUUGUCUCAGAGUAUUCCAUUCACCCCAGUGCCCCCUAGAGGUGAGCCGGUGACCGUGUACCGUCUGGAGGAGAGCUCUCCCAACACCAUCAAUAACAGCAUGUCGUCGUGGACUCAGCGCGGUCUCUGUGCUAAGAUCGAGUUCCUCAGUAAAGAGGAGAUGGGUGGAGGCCUGCGGCGGGCGCUGAAGGUGCUCUGCACCUGGUCCGAGUACGACAUGCUGAAGCCUGGACACCUGUACAUCGUCAAGUCCUUCCUACCUGAGGUGGUCAACACCUGGCAGAGCAUUUACAGAGAGGACACAGUCCUGCACCUCUGUCUCAGGGAAAUACAGCAGCAGAGAGCAGCUCAGAAACUCACGUUUGCCUUCAAUCAGAUCAGACCCAAAACCAUCCCGUACUCACCCAGGUACUGACACACACACACAGUCGGCGAGAUACUGACAGAUCCGUCAGUCAUUAAGAGCGGAGAGAAAGGGUCUUAUGAUAUGAUCUUUGGCCCCGCGAAUCUUGGAGACGAUGCCAUUCGAAACUUCCGCACCAAGCAUCACUGCAACUCGUGCUGCAGAAAGCUCAAACUUCCCGAUCUGAAGCGGAACGACUACACUCCUGAUAAACUGACGUCCUCCGAGGGCCCGUCCCAUUCGCCGCCUGCAGGGGGCGCCGCGAAAGAACAGCGUCCCUCAAUGCGCUUAAUGCUGUGAGCCGCACACACUCGCAUCACUG